This is a messenger RNA of Lolium perenne, 914 nucleotides long. The record is from RefSeq and is a predicted model, not a curated record. Lineage: Eukaryota; Viridiplantae; Streptophyta; Magnoliopsida; Poales; Poaceae.
AUGGUGGUUUGCACCGUCAUCCCCCCGCGAGGCCAGGUGCUUGGUCUGCGGGACCAUGGGCAUUCAUGCGGAGUGAGGCGGAGGGCAACGGCGGCGGGAGGUGGCAGGCGCAGACGGGAGGAAGGUGGAAGCGGCUAUGGCUGUGAGGCAUGUGUGGGAGAGAAUGAGAAAAAUUCGGUGGAGAAGAAAGGUGGGCUUGUUGCGAAGGUAAUUAACCGAUGUACCCACCCACGACGUACGUAUAUAUAUCUGCAUGCACUUCCCUUCUUCAACCUUUUGCUCACUCAUCUGCUUUCGUUUCUGCUUGUAUCAGCAUCCUCCUCGCAGCAGCUGCAGCAGCGCCAGCACCAUCCACGCAAGAUGCUCGACGUCGGCGGCGCGCCUUCACCGUCGGACAUCGUGAUCGUGCACGGGUGCUCGGACCCGGAGGAGCUGAUGCAUCUGUCCCAGAGCAGAGCGGGGAGCACGGGCGGCGGCAUGCCGGAGUACACCGUGGAGAUCACCAACACCUGCCUCGACUGCAACGUCUGCAACGUCCACCUCUCCUGCGGCGACUUCGCAAGCACGGAGCUCGUCGACCCGGCCACCUUCCGCCGCCUCGCCGUCAACGACUGCCUCGUCAACAACGGCGGACCCAUCGGACCCGGCGAGUUGAUCACCUUCCAUUACGCCAACUCAUUCAUCUAUGACAUGAAAGUCAAAUCCGCCUCCUGCAAGUGCGCCUAAGUGUAGCUAGCUAGGCCAUCGGUCGAUGUUGCAUGGAUGCAGCUAUCCAUUCUUAUUAGCGAUAUAUAGUACUUACUGUUAAGUAGAGUUCAGCUGGUAGUCUACUGUAUCAGGGUUUUUUCUUUCGAUCUAAGGGCGUCUAAUCUUAGGUUUGGAGCUACUCCGGUGUUACUAUGUGUGUAUUUAGU